AUGGAGGCCAUUUUGACACUGGAACAAGACGUCGUGAAGCUCAACGCCACUUAUGACGCCAUUGAUGCCACUUUCGACGCCAUUGAUGCCACCUAUGACGCCCUUGGCCCGCGUCUCGACACUUGGGACAAGCGCCUCGCACAGCUCGAAGCCUCGAUCUUCAAGCGCAAGCGCGACCGCGAGCUGGACGAGCUCGGGGCCUUCAUCGCCAAGUACGCCAACUUUUGCGCGCGCAAACUCUGCGGUGACGUGCACACGAACACCAGCACGGAUGACGACACCGACGAUGUGGACCCGUCGCUGGUCGCCAUCAGCGGGCG
This is a messenger RNA of Saprolegnia parasitica CBS 223.65, 320 nucleotides long. RefSeq lists its product as hypothetical. The transcript has a single exon. The record is from RefSeq and is a predicted model, not a curated record. The annotation marks the transcript as partial. NCBI's taxonomy places the organism in Eukaryota, Oomycota, Saprolegniomycetes, Saprolegniales, Saprolegniaceae.